Lycium barbarum (goji berry) is the source of this 2518-nucleotide messenger RNA. RefSeq names its product phosphoinositide phospholipase C 6-like. Lineage: Eukaryota; Viridiplantae; Streptophyta; Magnoliopsida; Solanales; Solanaceae. The record is from RefSeq and is a predicted model, not a curated record. The transcript is spliced from 9 exons. Gene Ontology annotation, biological process: lipid metabolic process; phosphatidylinositol-mediated signaling. Gene Ontology annotation, molecular function: phosphatidylinositol-4,5-bisphosphate phospholipase C activity. The coding region runs from base 365 to 2128 and encodes 587 amino acids.
GGCGGGAAUUAUUCGACGCUAACGGUACGCAGGGAAGCUGACAAAAUAAAAAGAGAUGAAGAUGUGAGAAUCAGAAAAUGAUUGAAGCGUCGUAAUAUUUAAUUCAAACGUUAUACGAAUUCCCAACAAUAAAUCCCAUCACUUUCAUAUUCUCACCAUAUUAGUUUUUAGAUCUUCUCUCCAUCGAUCUAACAGCCCCUCAAAAGUCUUCAUCAACCAAAAAAAAUUCAGUCUUUUUUUAUAUGUAAUUUACUUUAACUCUCUCUCUCUCCCCCCUUGGAAAAACACAAGAUCAAGAGUCAUCGACCCAUUAUUACAUUGUUAAAUUAAGAACAUUUUCAUCUAUUUUUGGUUGAUUUGAGAAAUGGGGAGUAGUUAUAAUUAUUACAGAAUGUUCGGAUGUUUUAACCGGAAAUUCAAGAUCAGGGAGAUGGAACCACCACCAGAUGUGAGGGAUGUGUUUUUCAGGUACACCGGAAGAGGGACCCACAUGAACGCGGAUCAACUUCUACGAUAUCUGGUAGAAGUACAAGGUGAGGAAGGGUGCACGGUUAAAGAUGCUGAGCAAAUAAUACAACAAGUUGCCAGUAGGCGGCACCAUCUCAUCAGGCGCCUCAACCAUUCUCUUGAACUAGAUGAUUUCUUUCAUUUUCUAUUUCAGGAUGAUCUCAAUGGACCUAUCAAAUCUCAGGUACACCAUGAUAUGAGUGCUCCAUUGCAACAUUAUUUCAUCUUUACAGGUCACAACUCCUACCUAACUGGAAAUCAACUGAGCAGCGACUGUAGUGAAAUUCCUAUCGUUAAGGCUCUGGAAAGAGGUGUCCGGGGAAUAGAAUUGGACUUGUGGCCUAGCUCAGGGAAAGAUAAUAUUCAUGUUCUUCAUGGAAGGACCCUGACCACACCAGUUCCACUUCUUAAAUGCUUAAAGGCCAUUAGAGACCACGCUUUUGUUAAAUCACCUUACCCUGUCGUAAUCACGUUGGAAGACCACCUGACACCAGAUCUCCAAGCUAAAGUUGCAGAGAUGGUUAUCCAAAUAUUUGGAGGAAUGCUAUAUUAUCCUCAAUCAGAGUGCUUAGAGGAAUUUCCUUCACCUGAAGGGCUUAGGAAUCGGAUUAUUCUCUCUACAAAGCCACCCAAAGAGUACCUUGAGUCAAAGCAUCAGAGAGACAUAUCUCUAGUGGGAAAAGAUUCAUUUCGAGAGAAGGAGAAAUCAGAAAUUGGCGCCGAGGAUCAUGACACUGAUGAAAGGAGUGAUAGCGAUCAAGAUGAUGAAGAUGGUGAUACCUCCAACGAUCAGCAAUCAUCGCAACCAGGAGCACCCAAGUACAAGAGUCUCAUAGCAGUUCACGCUGGGAAGGCAAAACAUGGUUUGAAACGUGCACUAAGAGAGGGAAGUAAUAAAGUCACUCGACUUAGUUUGAGUGAACAAGAACUUGAAAGAGCUGCAGAAAAUUAUGGAACAGAUUUGGUUAGGUUCACCCAAAAGAAUAUCCUAAGGGUGUACCCUAAGGGAACAAGAGUAACCUCCUCAAAUUUCAAGCCAAUGACUGGCUGGAUGCAUGGAGCUCAGAUGGUAGCAUUUAACAUGCAGGGAUAUGGGAAGUCACUUUGGAUGAUGCACGGGAUGUUUAGGUCUAAUGGAAGCUGCGGCUAUGUGAAAAAGCCUCGUUUUCUCAUGGAUAAAGGCCCACACGAUGAGGUGUUUGAUCCGAAAGUAAAAUUGCCAGUGAAGAAGACGUUACAGGUCAGAGUAUAUAUGGGAGAUGGAUGGCGCUUGGAUUUCAGCCAUACACACUUUGAUGCCUAUUCACCACCAGACUUCUACACCAAGCUAUAUAUAGUUGGAGUGCCUGCAGAUGCUCAUAAGAAAAAGACAAGGAUACUUGAGGAUGACUGGUGUCCCAUGUGGGAUGAAGAGUUUAAAUUCCCUUUGACAGUGCCAGAGAUGGCUUUGCUUCGGAUUGAAGUACGAGAAUAUGACAUGUCGGAGAAGGAUGAUUUUGGUGGGCAGACAUGUUUGCCUGUCUCAGAGUUGAGAACAGGCAUCCGAUCAGUCCCUCUCUAUGAUAAGAAGGGUCAAAAGAUGAAAUCUGUCAGGCUUCUUAUGCGAUUUCAAUUUGUGUGAACAGCAAAAGUUUUGUUCCUAUUUUUUCCUUGGUAGCCGUGGAAGCAGCCAGUAAUGCUUGCAUUAAGUUAGGUUGUCUACAUCACACCCUUUAAGGAUGCUUUUAAUGAGGAAUGCUUUGUGCAUCGAACUGCCCUUUCUCUUAGGACUUUCUCUUGUACACACAUGCUUGAUUUUGAUUGUAUUUUACAUCCUUCAUGUAAUUUGCUGCAUGUCCAGCUUUUGCACGGUGGAGUGACAAUGAUGUAUUAUUAGAAGGAAGGGAAACUAAGCUUCUGGGAUGAAGUUAUAGGAUUGUGAGUUUGUGACAUUUGUUUUGUACUCUUGUUAACAUUGAGACAUAUUCAGGUAUCAAAAUGAGGCAGAAAAUACAUAGCUACUUUUCUUUCG